AUGGGGAAUGUAACAGCAAGUGUAGCUGCAAAAUUUGCAUUUUUUCCACCAGACCCACCAACAUAUGAAGUAUUUAAAGAUGAAGAAGAAAGUAGUAGGCUUUGUUUUAGUGGAAUAACAGCUGAUAAGAAUGUGAAUGUUCAUUUAUUGGAUACAAAAGGUGGUAAUAAAAUUGUAGCCACUUUUUGGAAACACCCAAAUGGGAGAUUUACUCUUCUUUAUUCUCAUGGAAAUGCUGCUGAUUUGGGACAAAUGGUUGAUCUUUUUGUUGAGCUUAGAGCUCACCUCUGUGUUAAUAUUAUGUG
Messenger RNA from Nicotiana tabacum (common tobacco), 305 nucleotides. NCBI's taxonomy places the organism in Eukaryota, Viridiplantae, Streptophyta, Magnoliopsida, Solanales, Solanaceae. The record is from RefSeq and is a predicted model, not a curated record.